AUGUACACGGGAAUGCUCACAGCGCUGGUUCUGGCGGGCGUCCUUGCGCUCGCCACCACAGAUAGUUAUCACCCUGACGAGCCAGGGUCAGUGCGGGGUAUGGUACGAAUAGACGAGCUCUCUGCAUCCUUCUGGCAGGAGCAGGCGCAGGCGAUCGUGAAGCGUCGCGCUGGAACCAAGACGGGUCCCGCUGCGCGUAAUGUCAUCUUAUUCCUGGGCGACGGCAUGUCCGUGCCUACGCUCGCUGCAGCUCGAACGCUGCUUGGGCAACGUAACGGGUAUACCGGAGAGGAGGCAGAGCUCUCCUUUGAAACCUUCCCGACGUCUGGUUUGAGCAAGACGUACUGUGUAAACGCUCAAGUCGCAGACUCUGCGUGCUCAGCGACGGCAUACUUAUGCGGUGUGAAAGCAAACCAAGGUACCCUUGGCGUGUCGGCUUCUGUACCGCGUUCGAACUGCAGUGCGUCACUAGAGCCUGCUGCUCGACUACAAUCUAUCGCCGCGUGGGCUUUGGCGGAUGGCCGCGAUGCUGGACUUGUAACCACCACUCGGGUAACGCAUGCGUCGCCAGCCGCUGCAUACGCACGGGCCGCCAACCGCAACUGGGAAAAUGAUGCCAGUGUGCGUGCUGACGGGGCUGACCCGCAGCAAUGUCCAGAUAUUGCAACGCAACUAAUCACUGAAGACCCUGGUCGCCAGUUUAAGGUGAUACUAGGAGGAGGACGACGCGAAUUUUUACCAAGUCAUGUUUUGGAUGAAGAGGGAUCAAAUGGAACUAGGACCGACGGUCGCAACCUAAUAGAAGAAUGGCGGUCAGACAAGAUUGGACGUAAUGUUACACAUAGCUACGUUUGGAAUCGAGAGCAACUGUUAAGCGCCAAUGCAACUUUGCCAGAAUAUCUGCUAGGUUUGUUCGAGAGCAGCCACCUGCGGUACAACAUGCUCACCAAUCCCACCACCGAGCCUUCUCUGGCUGAACUGACCGAAGUUGCUAUACGAAUGCUACAGAGAAACGAAAAGGGUUUCUUUCUAUUUGUCGAAGGUGGACGCAUAGACCACGCCCAUCACAGCAACUACGCGGAGUUGGCACUGGAUGAGACGAUCGAACUCAGUGCGGCGGUGUCGCGUGCGGCUGAGUUGCUGGAUGAGAGAGACUCCUUGCUCGUGGUAACGGCGGACCACGCCCACGUCAUGUCCUUUAAUGGUUACGCAGCACGUGGAAGCAGCGUAUUGGGCACGGCGAGAGGUUCUGACCGACACGGCGUGCCGUACAAGACACUCUCCUAUACCAAUGGACCUGGAUUUCGAGCUCACGUUGAAGGAAAACGUGUAGACAUUACAAAGGAGGAAAAAUACGGAUCCCUGCAGUGGAUGUCUCACGUGGAUGUCCCGCUGUCGUCGGAAACGCACGGCGGCGAUGACGUAGCAGUUUUCGCGCAGGGACCGCAGCACGCUUUGUUCUCGGGCCUCUACGAACAGAAUGCUAUUCCGCACCUCAUGGCCUACGCGGCUUGCAUCGGUCCAGGCGAACAUGUCUGCAAUAAUGCUCAUAUUAUUAUACCCCUAAGCUCUCUGCUAUCUUCUCUGAUAUUCCUAAUAUUGUGUAGAUAA
Messenger RNA from Pieris macdunnoughi, 1611 nucleotides. The record is from the annotation of a GenBank genome assembly. Lineage: Eukaryota; Metazoa; Arthropoda; Insecta; Lepidoptera; Pieridae.